AUGCUCGGAUUGCGAACCCGUAUUAUCAUCAUGAUUGGUGGAGUAAGAACACUUCUGUUGCUAGCUCUCAGUGUUGCAGUAACCGUACAACAGCCCGCGGAUCAACAAAAUAAUCUCUUUGACAACAAAUUCCUGGACAACGUUGACUCUCAACAAAAGAAAGAAAUACUUGAAGCGUUUGAAUCGAGUCUAUUGAAUUUGUUCAGCCUUAAUGCUCGUCCCAGACCAAGAAAGGAUAUUAAAAUACCUCAGUAUAUGAUUGACUUGUACAAGACUCACACUCGAGAUCCUGAUGUUUUGUCGCCUAACUUUAACAUUCGGGGAAAAGGGGUUGGCACAGCCAAUACCGUGAGGAGUUUUUAUCACAAAGAUGACAUUGAACAUCCGGUCGAGAUGACAGGGUGCGGGGAGGAGAACUGUGUACGAGUGUGGUUCAAUGUUUCUAACAUUCCCGUUGAGGAAGUACUGACUGCCGCAGAGUUGCGCGUGUUUUUCGACAAGGAUCAUAGUGCUGUAGAUACUAGUGUAAGGAGAGGACGCUUACGAGUGGAGAUAUUUCAAGUGAUGAAACCUAUCAAAAAGGGUCAGGACCCAAUAACGAGGCUUUUGGAUGUGAAACACGUGAGUGGUCGUAAGAACGCUUCUUGGGCGUCUUUUGAUGUUCAGCCCGCUGUGUUAAAAUGGAAGAACUCGCCAGAUUCGAACCACGGAUUGGAGGUCAGAAUUUUACCUUACAACAAUCAUCCAUCUAAACAGCCUAUAAAACAUGUUCGUUUACGGCGAUCUGUUUCUGCUUCUGAAGAAGAAUGGCAUUUACAAAGACCUCUUUUAGUUACAUAUACAGAUGACAAUCGUGGUAAAUCGCGCACAAAAAGAAGUACUAGUAGAAAGUCUAAACGCAGACGACCACGCAACCGGAAGCGGAGGCGACACAAGAAAUACUGUAGGAGGAAACCUUUGUAUGUAGACUUUACCGCUGUUGGGUGGACAGACUGGAUUUUUGCUCCGCCUGGUUAUCAAGCUUAUUAUUGUCAAGGCGAAUGUGAGUUUCCGUUUUCGGAGCACAUGAACGCUACAAAUCAUGCAAUAGUGCAGGACUUGGUGAAUUCAAUAGACUCCAAGUCCGUCCCCAAACCGUGCUGUGUGCCCACAGAACUGAGUCCUAUAUCACUUCUCUAUGUGGACGAGUAUGAAAAAGUGAUACUGAAGAGUUAUCAGGAUAUGGUAGUAGAAGGGUGCGGGUGUCGGUGA
Molecule: messenger RNA, 1251 nt
Organism: Ylistrum balloti
Lineage: Eukaryota; Metazoa; Mollusca; Bivalvia; Pectinida; Pectinidae
Product: bone morphogenetic protein 2-like
Exons: 3
Coding region: 1-1251 (416 amino acids)
Biological process (GO): BMP signaling pathway; SMAD protein signal transduction
Cellular component (GO): extracellular region
Molecular function (GO): growth factor activity; cytokine activity
Source: RefSeq, a predicted model, not a curated record